This is a messenger RNA of Knipowitschia caucasica, 1995 nucleotides long. Lineage: Eukaryota; Metazoa; Chordata; Actinopteri; Gobiiformes; Gobiidae. The record is from the annotation of a GenBank genome assembly.
AUGGGUCGCUUCAGUCAGAUCUCGGUCUCAUCGGAGCCCUCACUGCAGAUCGUGAAAAGCCACUUUAAGCAGAUCAGUGGCAGUCAGUGGGUGAUGUUGGCCAGAGGCAUGUGUGACUUGGAGACCGUGCGUAUUCUGACCAGCAUGUUUAUCUCGCUGGUCCAAAAGCUGUCCGCCAACGUCUUGGGUCUGAUCGCUCCGAGACGCGAGGUGAACAACAGGAUCCUGAAUAGGAGAAAGUCGACCCGGGCUCACGGGACCAUCAUCACUGUGCUUCAGAACACCAUGGGGCAAGUGUUCUCUCAGGCUCUGAAUCUGCCCACGGACUCGUUGGACAAACACCAGGACUCGCAGGAGCUCACCUCCCUGAUCGAGCAGGAGGUGUCCAUGAAGGUGAACCGUGUCCUUUCUGAGGAGCAGGAGGAGGGCCCUGUGGUAGUGGACGCCCUCAUCAGCAGCAAGAGUGUGGCUCGCAGCAUGAUCGACAAGGGAAAAUCCUGCCUCAUGAGGUUCCUUCGCACCUUGUUCUGCUCCUGCGGCCACCGCGCUGCCACAAACGAGUCAGAAUCUUCAAAAAGUGUGUCGUGCCGCUGCAGCUUCCUCAGAUUUGCCAAAAAGAAUUUACGAAACAUGCAGGAAAAUCUGGAGAAAGAACUUCUGGUUGAAGAGUUAGAGCCAGAGACGAGGAGUUUGUCGAGGGAGUCGAGCUGUGGGAAAACUCCUGGACAUGCUUUGAGGACUCUAGAGGUUAGUUUUGAGCAGUUUCAACCGGAAGUAGAGGAGCUGUUUCAACAGUUAGAUCUAUCGACAAGUCCUGACGCAAAAACAAGUCAAGAAAGACUGGCCCAGGUUUUGGAUACGGAGCAAACCACUGCCUUUGCACAGAAACUGAUAGACAUAAUGUACUGUCACUUUCAGAUCCUAAACAGACUUGCUCUUGCUGCGUCACCGAAUGCGGAGAUAAGGACUGAGUUCCAGAACCAAGACCCCGAGCAGACAAACACACGGAAAACAGGGGUAAAGGGUAAGCUCAGACACCAUGACCUGAAGCGGACAUACGCCACGGUGAGGAACGAGGUAUUGGAUUACCUUCAAACCUUACAGCAUUACAUCGCGCAAGACCCAUUGGAGAACUUCUACCUCCAGGAUCUGUUUGAGUUGUGCAUCGAGAAGCCGCCUCUGUCGCCCAACUCCCAGCAGGCCCUGACGUAUAAUGUGUCCAUUCCUUCUCAAGGGUCGGUCCCCGUCCAGGUGGACUUUCAACAACUGUCAGAGCAGUCUUUCAACAGCCAGAAACACGACAUAUUUGAGAGGUCUAUGGCGCACCCCAGAGCCUGUGUGCCAUCGCAGACCUCUAGAGACGUUCCGGAAAUUGUCACUCUCACACCAGAGGUCAGCACCAGGAGAAUCUCAGGCAACUCUGAGAACUCUUUGAGGAUUCAGAAGAACGGCCUGUUAGAGAGGUCCAUGGUGCCUCCCAAAGUAGAGCGGCCUUCUUUCAUCUCUGAGGACGUCCAGGCGGUUGUCCUGAAAACCCCAGAGGGCAUGAGAAGAAUCAGCGACAGGGAUUUGUCCGAGGACCAGUCCAUGACUCGAGGCCUGAUAGAGGUUUUGAUGAUUGAGAUGUUCAGAGCUACUUUGCGUCCGUGGGAAAAAAAUUACAAAGUCAUCCGCGACCGUUUGACUGAAAUGGUCUGGGAAGAAAUCCAGCUUUGUGAACACCAGACAAAGAAAACGAAGAAGGGAAUGAAUAAAAUCAUUGACGCGAUUGUUAAAGACCUCAUAUCACAUUACGGCACGGAACUGGGAAUGUUGGAAAGUGCUUUGGACAAUAUAGACGGGAGUUUUGACAAGACGGUUCUGAAGUCCCUGCAGUACCACAUCGAGCACAACCUGCGGAAGACGUCUUUUCUGUGCCGCAUGUUCAGAUUCCUCUGUAAGCCCUUCGAAUGCUGCUGCUGUUGCUUCUGCUGCUGCCGCACCAUCGACGACUAA